CCUAACCAAAUUAACGCUAAAGGGCAAACAAGGCGCAAACAUCAGCUUCCAGCCAACACCAAAUCUUUCCGCAAAACUGCCCCAUUCAUCCUUCCACGAUUUCUCAUCCCCUACCCACCGAUUAUUAGCCCUGAUUCGUAUACAUUCCAAUCCACGCUCAAUCUUCCCCAGUAUCCAGCUAUAUUAAUUUCCACACAUAUCUCUCACCCAUCAAUUCACAGACCCACAGAACUGUAUGCUCGUGAAUGGUGACUAGCUGGGGAGUUGCACCUGAAUUCUCUUUUACUGUUAAUUAGCUCAACGGAAUCAGUAUGAAUUACUGUGUUCCAGAUUUCGAAAUUGAAAUGGAUGAUGAUGAAUAUCCGAUGCCCACGUCUUCUUCUGGGGUGCCCCGCCAAAAGAAGCCCUCCGUGGCCCAGGACGACAUCAUGGAGCUCCUGUGGCAAAACGGCCAGGUCGUGAUGCAGAGCCAGAAUCAACGGUCUCAGAGAAAACCGCACCCAGAGAGGUACCCUGAUAGCGUAAUUCCAGCCGGUCCAUCGACGGCGAGUGAGAUUCGACCCUCACAGCAAGUAGAACAACACUAUCAGAAUCAACAUGUCUUCAUGCAAGAAGAUGAAAUGAUUUCCUGGCUUCAUUAUCCCAUCGUAGAUGAUCCUCCCUUGGAUCAUAACUUCUGCGCCGACAUCCUCUACCCGCAGCAGCCUGCUGUCAAUAACAUUUCCAUGCAAAAUCCUGACCGUAAGUCUCAAGCAACGGAACUUCGGCAGCCAUCGAGGUCGGUCGCUCCACGGCCGCCGAUUCCACCUCCACGGAAGCCGGAGCAGGUGCAGACGAUGAUACCGAACUUCGCGCACUUCUCGAAACACAAUGCGAGAGUCGAAACGGGACCGUCGAGUUCGAAGACGGCAAUGAAGGAAUUGACGGUGGUAGAUUCAUGCGACACUCCGGCCUUGAUGGCGUCGGCUUCCAGAGUCUCGGAGGCUUUCAGAAACUCGGCGGAGCCAACAAAGCGUGAUGAGGAUCCCGGAACCCUGAGCACUGCCGGGGCCGCGGCGCCUUCGACAACGUCGGUCGGCGGAGAUACUGGCUGCAGGGGGACAACAACGUGCGAGAUGAUGGCGACGUCAUCUCCGGGGGGUUCGAGCGGGGGUGCUGAACAUGCAGGGAAACCUCCGACUGAAGAUCGGAAACGGAAGGGCCGGGAACCCGAUGAAUCGGAGUGCCACAGCGAGGAUGUCUACGGUGAAUCUGCUGAAGCCAAGAAACAAAACUGCGGAUCAUCAUCUACUAAAAGAUCCCGUGCUGCAGAGGUUCAUAAUCUCUCGGAGAGGAGGCGUCGAGAUAGGAUUAAUGAAAAGAUGAGAGCCUUGCAAGAACUUAUCCCUCGCUGCAAUAAGUCCGACAAAGCUUCAAUGCUGGAUGAAGCAAUUGAAUAUUUGAAGUCACUGCAAUUACAAGUGCAGAUGAUGUCCAUGGGAUGUGGGAUGGUACCAAUGAUGUUUCCCGGAAUCCAACAGUAUAUGCCACCAAUGGGGAUGGGGAUGGGGAUGGGGAUGGGGAUGGGGAUGGGCAUGGGCAUGGGCAUGGGCAUGGAAAUGGGAAUGAAUAGGCCACUAAUGCCAUUUCCCAAUGUGUUAGCUGCUUCAGCUAUGCCACCGGCGGCGGCAGCUCAAUUGGGACCAAGGUUCCCUAUGCCUCAUUUCCAAAUGCCUCAUGCCCCUCAGCCUGAUUCAUCUAGAAUGCAAGCAGCCUCCAAAUCAACCGGAAAUAAUAUGCCUCCUUCUCUUGUCCCACCUGUUCCCAGUCAGUCACGGAUCCCAAACUUUAGUGAUCCUUAUCAGCAAUGCCUUGGUCCCCACCAGAUGCAUCUACAGUUCAUGCAGAACCAGGCAAUGAACAACCCAACUGUCAGCAAACCAAGUACCAUUAAGAGCCAUGAAAAUGCAGAAAAUAAUCAACCCGGUCAACCAGAGUAACUAUCAGGCACAGAACCAGAAAAAGAUACUAAUGGCGCCUCUCACUGUUGCUAUAGCUGGAACUAACAACACUGACAAUGGUUACUAUCCUGGCAUCCAUAGCAUAGCUGCCAAGUUUUGUAGUGUAAGAGAAGGAAGUUAUUAUCUGUUCUUAGUAGCAACCUAAUCUAUACAAACUACUAACAUGUAAAAUUAUUGCCAUCUUCGAAAAGAGGGAUUCUUUCGUGUCGUCCUCGUCAUUAUUAUUCUUACUCCUCUCCUUUCCCCCUCAAAUUUUUGAGAGUGAUAGCCACAGAGAGUCAUUCUGUACUUGUGAUACGGUUAGAGGAAGCAGAUACAAGGCGCAAAUACAAGAUGCUAAAAGACCGCUUCUUUAUGGAUGAAGCCUCAAUUCUUUUGAGAGCAAUGCAUUUGCAGGGCUUUCCACGACUGAUUGUUUGGUCAAAUUCUAAAUUAUAUAUAUACCUCAAUGUCAUAAUACUAGCACAUUCAUUACUGUGUGGCUGUUGUUUCGUUUUUGGUACUGUGAUUUCAUGUAAGCCGUUGAUUGAGAAGUUGAAUUGGGAAUCCGGAAUGCUCAUAAUGGAACAAGAAAAGGAGCAGGAAAGGUGUAAUAAUGAAGAAUGGAAGGUGGAGAACAUGUGAUAAGUGGUCCCAUGGGGUGACCACACUAUA
Messenger RNA from Neltuma alba, 2654 nucleotides. RefSeq names its product transcription factor PIF1-like. The record is from RefSeq and is a predicted model, not a curated record. Gene Ontology annotation, biological process: regulation of DNA-templated transcription. Lineage: Eukaryota; Viridiplantae; Streptophyta; Magnoliopsida; Fabales; Fabaceae. Gene Ontology annotation, molecular function: protein dimerization activity; DNA-binding transcription factor activity.